AUGUAUUUCAGACUCGACAAGACGGCUCUCGCUGCUGUGGCCCUGGCGCCUGCCAUCCAGCUCUCGUCGGCCGAGACCAUCCUCGGUGCGUAUGUCUUCCAUCGACAUGGCGAUCGCACCCCCAAAAGCAUCCCGCCUGCGUCGCUCACGGAUCUGGGCUAUGUCGAAGUCUUGGACCGCGGCACUUACUACCAUUCUCGCUAUAUUGCCUCGGACUCGCCCACUCAGAUCCUCGGCAUCCAGAGCGAGAUCGUCAAGCUGUCGCAAUUGGCUGUCACUUCACCCUCUGACAGCGUCCUUCAGAAUUCCGCCGCGGGCUGGCUCCAAGGUCUCUAUCCUCCGGCGGGAGCUGCAUCAAACCAGACCCUACGCAAUGGAACCACCAUCGAGGCGCCCUUGAAUGGGUUCCAGCUGAUCCCCAUCGCUAUCCAGAGCUCGGGAAGCGGGAGCGAGAGUAACUCAUGGCUCCAGAGCGCGGCAAACUGUCAAAACGCAGACAUCAGUAGCAACGAGUUCUUCUCUUCGGAUCUCUACAAUUCCUACGAGUCUUCCACCAAGAGCCUGUACCAGGGUCUCUCGCCAGUCGUGAAUGCGACAUUCAGCGAGUCCCAAUUGAGCUUUCUGAACGCCUACACCAUCUGGGACCUGCUCAACGUUGGCAUGAUCCACAACUCAACCACCACUUACCCGGCUCUGAGCAAUGUCAGUGACGAUACCAUGAACGAGCUAUUCCAGCUCGCAAACAUCCACGAAUUCAACCUUGCCUACAACGAGUCUAGCACUAUACGCGCCAUCUCCGGUAUGACGCUUGCCAGCCAGGUUCUGACAGCACUCAACAAGACCAUCACGGGCAACGGCAAAAGCCCAAGUCUCAACGUCCAGUUCGGCGCCUAUGCUACAUUCCUGUCCUACUUUGGCCUUGCGAAUCUGACUGCCGUCAAUGCCGACUUCUUCGGAAUCCCGGACUACGCGUCUAGCAUGACCUGGGAACUCGUCACCAAUGCCACCGUGGCUAACGCCUCCUCCUUCCCAUCUACGUCGGAUAUCAGUGUGCGGUUUCUGUUCAACAAUGGCACCUCCGCUGCUUCGGAUAAUUUGACGGCGUUCCCGCUAUUCGGCGGCUCGGCUCUCGAGCUUCCCUGGGAUGAUUUUGUCACUAGUACUCAGAAGUUCGCCGUCACAGGUCAGGAGCAGUGGUGCCAGGUCUGUGGUAACACAACGGGAAUCUGUGCAAGCAGCAGCUCUUCAAGCGCGUCUGCCUCGUCUACUAGUAGUUCGGGCAGUGGCAUGUCGAAUGCUGUGGCCGGUGUGAUUGGUGCUAUGGUCACUCUGGGAGUUGUGCUGGGUCUUGAGGUUCUGGGUUUGUUGGCUGGUGGGUUGAGGGUGGUUAGGAAGAGGUCUCUUGCUGCUGCUGGUGCUGCCGCCUCCUCGAGUGCUGUGAAUGCUGGUGAUGAAAAAUAG
Molecule: messenger RNA, 1461 nt
Organism: Talaromyces atroroseus
Lineage: Eukaryota; Fungi; Ascomycota; Eurotiomycetes; Eurotiales; Trichocomaceae
Exons: 1
Coding region: 1-1461 (486 amino acids)
Biological process (GO): dephosphorylation
Molecular function (GO): phosphatase activity
Source: RefSeq, a predicted model, not a curated record